AAAUUGGAAAAUUGUUGGAGAACUUUUAAUGAAUUUAAAAUAUAAUUACAUGACUAAUUACAUAUUUUUUAAUUUUUAUUAUAUCAUAUUUCAUAUUACCUUCCAUUUUGGCGUCCUCGCGCGCGUCUGCUUGAACGAAGAAGCAUCGCUUGGCUCCAAACUCCUUCUGGAACUUCGCAGCGGCGGCCAAUCCAGUCACUGAAGACACGUCGCAUAUUGCCACCUGUGACAGCAAAGACAAGGAUACCCUGCAUUUAUUUAAGUUAUUUUUCGAAAGUCUUUAAAAUAAAUUGGAAGUGAGGGCUGUAAAGGGAAUCUCAAAAAAUAGUUCAUAGAAGCAGAAGGCUUAUGCAGUGGACGAGAAAAGAUACGUGU
This is a messenger RNA of Gryllus bimaculatus (two-spotted cricket), 375 nucleotides long. NCBI's taxonomy places the organism in Eukaryota, Metazoa, Arthropoda, Insecta, Orthoptera, Gryllidae. The record is from the annotation of a GenBank genome assembly.